Molecule: messenger RNA, 2005 nt
Organism: Fusarium odoratissimum NRRL 54006
Lineage: Eukaryota; Fungi; Ascomycota; Sordariomycetes; Hypocreales; Nectriaceae
Exons: 3
Coding region: 58-1599 (513 amino acids)
Biological process (GO): positive regulation of transcription by RNA polymerase II
Cellular component (GO): nucleus
Molecular function (GO): transcription cis-regulatory region binding; zinc ion binding; DNA-binding transcription factor activity, RNA polymerase II-specific
Source: RefSeq, a predicted model, not a curated record
CUUUAUAAACGUCCCCGCCCUCGAUUUCUCAACCAAGGUCUCCCGGUCAAAGAUGCGAUGAUGACCGAUAAGAUCAACAACGGUACUGCGCGGAAGAAGUUACGCACAAAGACUGGCUGCUUUACAUGUAGACAAAGACGCAAGAAAUGCGACGAAAAGUCCCCAAUCUGCGACUUGUGCCGAUCUUCUGGGCGAAGAUGUAUAUGGCCGUCACCAAGCGAUUUACUCGAUCGUCGUUACUCUCACCAUUGCGAUUCACGGCACCAAGAUCGGAGUUUGAAAGAACAGCUACAACAACCCGAAGAUGACGUUCGGAAUUCCUUGAUACCCGGCAGCAGCAAUCACCCCGUACAUAGUGCCCUCUCUUCCUACAGUUCAUCAACUACUUAUGAGACGGAUUCUGUUUGUCCAUUGGACCUCUUAUCGCAAGCCGCCACAGUGCACCGGGUGCUCUCUAACCACCUAGAGCUCCGCGUCUCCGACCACUUCUCUGAUAAAUACUUUUCCCUCCUACUACUACCGGACUGCUACCGCGGAUUCCACGACGGCUGGCUUACUGAAAUCAAGCAGCUCAUGGUGACUCACAAGAGCUUAUACUACUCAGUCCUGGCUUGUGCUGCAUCACACAUAUUUCUCACCGACUCCGUGUGGGAAAUGCAUCCUAUUGCUUUGUCCUAUUACGCUGAAGGGGUGAAAGAACUCCAGCUUUUGCUUGGGAAAGUUUCUCAAUAUGAGAACCACGACGCGCUUCUCAUGUCUGUCAUGCUGCUCUAUCUCCACGGGUGCCUAGGAUGGGGCACGCAUAGUGAUGUUGCACAGCACGUCAAUGCUGCGACUCGUAUAGUCACUUUGAGAUUGCUUGACAAGCCGGUCGGCAUUCAACGACUGUUCGACAGACUCGCCCUCGAAAGUGUCAUCUACCAGCAGUUCCUUCUCUCAACAGGCCUAUGGUCAGAAAGCAGUCAAUGUGACUUUGUGUUCAACCCGGAUUUCUGGGAUAGUGUUGAGAAACUUCUCGACAGGUCCACACUCUUAUCGGGAGCGCCUUGGAAUGUUGAAAGCCCUAUCUUAGGGGUACCGUUGUCUUUCUUUCGUACCACCAUAAUCUUACGGGAAUGCUACCGUUCAGGUGUUAGUCUGGAUCCUGCAGUCCUCAGCCGGAUACAGCAUGAGGUACAAGGCUGGGAAGCACAACUCUGCGAUCCGGACUCUGAAUCUAUUCACAGCUCCACUGAUACAGUUAAAAAGAUACGCAGCUCAACAACCAGGGACGAAACAUACUUAUAUGCGAUAGUUGCCUCUCUCCUGCUUGAACAGAUUACCGAGCAUGGAAGCAGAGGAACUAUACCAUCGGUGGUGUCCAGGGACAAGUGGCAGAUAAGACUGUUCUUACGAAUUCUCAACGGCCACCAAGGCAGCCGAGAAUGGGCCAGAUCAUAUGCGGGUAAUUGGCCAGCGUAUACCUUGGGAGUAUUUCUUUCUGCCCCUGAAGAUAGGCUGGUGGUGAAGGAAGAUCUCGAGAGGUCGUGGGAGGUUACAAGAAUGACCUAUGCCCUGAGGUAUUGCCGUGAUCUAGAUAUCAUUUGGAAGUCGAGAUAGUAGUAGGUGAUGAAUAUUCAGAAGAUAUGAUGUCAGACCGGGCACGCAGCAAAUAGUCAUAUGCUUUGCUGUUGCGCGCCAUCUCAUGAGAGAAGAAGACCCUCGAUAGGGAGUGGACUUUCGGUUAUUUAUCGAUAUAAGGGCGUUGGAGAGUAUAGCAACCUUUUUGCGGCGGCGGUCGUCAUCACUUGAAGCGCGACAGCAACAUCAUCAAGUCUGCGGAUAAUCUAGUGACAGACUGGGAGAGCUUGGACGUAAUGUAACAGCGAAACUGCAAAUCUGUCUAUUGCGUUUCGAAUUGACAUCUACCUAUCAUUUUAUGUGAACCUUCAUAAAUCACUGGUUUGAGUCCAAGUACGCAGGCCCGAUAUACACUUCUUCAUAAGACGAGAAAAUAAGUCGAGCG